Candidozyma haemuli is the source of this 1296-nucleotide messenger RNA. It is a transcript of the gene RFG1, whose product is annotated as HMG domain-containing transcriptional repressor. The transcript has a single exon. The coding region runs from base 1 to 1296 and encodes 431 amino acids. Gene Ontology annotation, biological process: negative regulation of transcription by RNA polymerase II; cell differentiation; anatomical structure morphogenesis. NCBI's taxonomy places the organism in Eukaryota, Fungi, Ascomycota, Pichiomycetes, Serinales, Metschnikowiaceae. Gene Ontology annotation, molecular function: DNA-binding transcription factor activity, RNA polymerase II-specific; RNA polymerase II cis-regulatory region sequence-specific DNA binding. The record is from RefSeq and is a predicted model, not a curated record.
AUGCCCUUGAGUCUGAGCUCCCAAACCGCUGCCCAGACAUCCACGUCGAGUUCCACUGGUCCAGCUGCGACUGCAUCAGCUUCUGGCUCUGGCCCAGCACCUACGCUGCUGGAUUUCAUGUAUCCGGUGGUUUCCUCUGCCAAUAGUUAUCCUGGCUACCAAGCGCUGCCAGAAGUGGCGCCCCAGAGCUCCAGCUACCACCUGAGUAUCAAUAACACCCCGGCCACUCCGCUUAACAAUAACUAUACAGCGUCCGCUGCCAUGUUAGCUCCCCACAAUUCAAUUCCGGGCCCCAGUGCUCCCAUGAUGGCUCAGCACCCGCUUGUAGGCGGGCCCGGCCCGCUGUCACACCCAGUUCCGUUUGCCGGGCCUCAGGUGCAAGAAAAAUGCACUUGCAAGUCGAAUCCGAACCGUAUUCCUCGUCCCAGAAAUGCUUUUAUUUUGUUUCGCCAAAAGUACCACCAAUCGGUGCUUGACGAGUCCACGGAAGCGAAAACUAACCCAGAAGUGUCCCGUGAAUUGGGUCGCCGCUGGAGAUCGCUUUCGCCUCAGGAAAGAGAACACUGGACGAAUUUGGCUGAAGAAGAGAAGAAGAACCACGCUAAAAAAUACCCAAACUACCGCUACACGCCUCGUAGACACGGCAAGGGCAAGCACUGUCCGUCGUGUCAGCAGAAGCACAUGCGUCAGGCCCAAAUGAACCAACAGCAGCAGCAACAACAGCAACAACAGAAACAAAAUAUGAUGCGUAGUCUGCUGUCGGAUCAGGACGGCUUGUUGGGACAACAAAAUUUACAAAAGCUGCCAUUGAACCAGUCGCUGAAUUUUGCUCCACAAAUGCAGCCUUUCCUGCUCCAACAGCAGUACUCGCUGGGCCAGCAGUCGUUAUCAGGACAACCUUUGCAACAGCCAUUGCAACAAUCGCAACAGCCACAGCAACAAGGCAAUCCUUAUAUGCUGCUGCAAAUGGGCCAGUUUGUGUUUCAAAGUCCUUUUAAUCAAGUUGGGCCUCAGUUUGGCUUCCCUGAACAACAGCAACAACAACCACAACAACAACAGCAACAGCAACAGGCACAAGGUCUGCCUCAGCAGCAGGUUGUUCUGGGACAAGGCCAGGGCCAACAUCCUAAUGAAAAGAUGGGCUUUGUUGACAUGAACCAGCCGCACUUUAUGGGCUACGAACAAGGUGGUUCACAUCAACAAAGGUUUAAUUCCUUGCCCACGGCCGCCAUGGGAGGCAGCUCCUACAAUGGCCACGAGGUGUAUAUGCAACCGCAAGCACCACACCAAAGAUGA